Leptidea sinapis is the source of this 9925-nucleotide messenger RNA. RefSeq lists its product as uncharacterized. The record is from RefSeq and is a predicted model, not a curated record. Gene Ontology annotation, cellular component: brahma complex; nucleoplasm; SWI/SNF complex. The transcript has 18 exons. Gene Ontology annotation, molecular function: nucleosome binding. NCBI's taxonomy places the organism in Eukaryota, Metazoa, Arthropoda, Insecta, Lepidoptera, Pieridae. Gene Ontology annotation, biological process: regulation of transcription by RNA polymerase II; positive regulation of DNA-templated transcription; chromatin remodeling. Bases 419 to 7987 code for a protein of 2522 amino acids.
UGCGUUGAGUAUAUAUUUACAUUUUACAACUUUUAAACUGUAUUGUAACCAACUUUGAACUUAUUAGAUUAUUACAUUAAUUUUUGUUAAGUUCAUCUGUUGUUGUUAGUGAAACAUUCUUAUUUCUUAACUUUCUUCACUGUACAAAGGAUACCUAGUACCUACACGAUAAACUCUUUAGAGUAAAAGUGUUCUGUGACGAAAAAACUCUAAAAUUAUAAUUUAAUUGUGUAGUUUAAAUGUGAACUAACACUAUAUUGACGUAGUAAAUUUGCAUGAUUAAGUAAUGUGCAUGUAGUAAAUUAAAAAAUUCUUAUGAACAUAAUGGAGGAUCUUUCGAAAUUACAGAUUACGUCUACGAGAUGUGUCACCCCAUUGAAUAAUUUCAAGUAAGGUGUGAAAAAUCUCUGCAGUGAAAAUGGAGGGAAAAAAUCUAAAAUGGACUCGAGAAAUGAUUCAAAGAUUUGCGAAGAUCAUUGUGAGAACUCCAGCCAUAUAUAACUAUGAUUGGAUAAAUGGAACCACUGAUACAAUUGCGGACAAUGCGCGGCGUGACGCGGCGCUGCUGCAGUGUGCGGCGCUGAUGAAGCAGCCGGCCUGUGUGGACACAAUGGUGGACUUGGUGCAGUCUUUCCUGGCCGUGCUCAUCAGCAAGGUGAAAGCGACCACGCCGACAUUGCGCACCCGUCUCUGCCACCUCGACGCCGGGCCACACUUCCGCGAGUUCACCGUUCCUGUCAGGACGGUGAUCAACAGAUACUGCAUCCUUGAGAUUGCCAACUUGGUUGAAACGAUGAACAGGAGCGGACGGCAGAAGAUAACGAAGUUGUGGCGCAGGACGAUCGCGUUGCAGCUGCGGCAGUACGUGUCGCUCGCGUGCCAGCACUGUCUGGCGUAUGGCGGGGCCGAGGGCGGCGCCCUGGCAGCGCGCCUCGUGCGGGGCGGCGGCGUCAUGCGUGGCCUGGCCACCCACGUGGGCGUGCCGGCCGACCUGCUGGAGCAGACCUGGAGGAAGUUGUGCAAAUGCACCAUGAAAAAGCUUCUGGCUCUGAGCGCGGCGGGAGACAAGAGUAACGCGGCCGGGGACUGUCACCUGUCUCCGAGCGAGUGGCGCGUGGCUGACGUGGUGAUGCUGUACGACGAGCAGAUACAGUUACUGUACGAGGACGGCAAGUUGAAUGGAGAAUUCAUAACAGAUCAAGAUUCGCUGGAGUUCUUGUUGAUUCUGAUCAGCGUCGCGGUGAUGCGGCUGCCGAAGCCUGUACGUGUGAAGGACGUGGUGUUUGGGGUCGAGGACGAGGGGCCGGAUCCCUCCGACCCCUUGACGGAGCCGUCGAUCGCUUACAAGAACUGGUUGAGGAACGUUUGGAGAGUGGUGCACUUCGCCUAUGUUAGCAGUGGCCGCUCGGUGUCGCGCUGCGUGCUCCAGAGGCGCUGGCACGAGCUGCGUGCCACGACCAGUCGGCUCGCGGCGCCCGACGGGAGUGGACGUAUGCAGGUUCCGCCGCGGCUUAGUUGUCUCCUGCUCGAGCGGUUCCCCAGCACGCAGGCGUCGCCGGUUCCGUCGUGGACGUCGCUGGUGCAGCACGGCUUCGUGUUGGACGAUAUGAACAUGGGAGACACCGAGCUGAUGGGUCUGCUGUCAGACAUUGUGGCAAGCUACAGCUCCGUCCCUGUCCUGGCUGCUGACUCGCUCAUGUCCCUCUCCACGCCGUGCGUGUCUUAUCUUGUGUUUCCCGCGCAGCCUCUAUCGAACCUACACGAUCUACACACGUCACAGCCUGUCGACAUGAAUAUAAACAAUACCGAUAAUCUCGCAACAUCAAAUACUGAGGUACACUUGGACAUAAUCGAUCAGUUCCAAUCAAUAGAUCCGACGAAUGCUGAAGUUAGUAUUAUGUUUGACAGUUCCGACGAGGAUUUGGAAUUUUGUAGAAAAUUUAACACAUCUAAUGGUGCUAAGAGUCAAAGUAGGGAUGCUGAUGAUCUGAAUAACGAUAAUGAUUUAGAUAACGGAAUUUCUUCUGUUUAUUUAAAUGAAAUAAAUAAUGUCAAUGAAAGUAGAACAAGUGUGGGACUUGACAAUUUCAAUAAAACUAUUGUGAAAGUUGAAAGUGAUGGUACAACUACUGGCGACCAACAGUAUAAAGACGAGAAUUCAAAUGAAGACAAUGUAUUUGUUACAAAAUCAAGUAGUUCAUUUAUUAUUGAUGAGCCAGCAGGAGUUGAAUCAACUGAAGGAAUUGCAGUACAAACCGAUAACUGUGAAAUUGUUAAUUCAAAUAAUGUCUGCAGCUUGAUAUCGAAAGAAAAUGAAAACAAAGCCUCUGAUCUUGCCAAAAAGUCAAAUAGUUCCAGUGACAUUAGCACAAUGUGUACAGCACCUGAAAAUGAAAAAGGUUACACAAAAAGUGCAGACAUCAAUGAUAGCAGCUCAGAAGACGAAUCAAAUCUUAUCAUCGAUGAAAACAUAUGCGUUCAUAAAACAGGCAAGCAUGCGAGAAGUGAAGAAAAAAAUAAUGAAACUGGAGUAAUUGUAAGUAAUGGACAAAAAGAGUCCAAUAGAAAAGGAAAUGAAUUAAUAAAUUUAGAUGAAGAAAUGUGCCAGCAAGAAAAUAUAAUGUUUCAUCCAAGUAUCGAUGAGAGCUUUACUAACGUAGAAACUGGUACAGACGGUUGCAAUGGUCGUCCCAGUGAGGACGCAGGAGAAGCUGCUGGAAAAGAAAUGAAGAUAGAUGGAGAUGAGCCUGCCACGUGCUCUCAGAACAAAAACAUUGAUAAAAAAUUAGGAAUGAAAGUGAAAGUAGUAUUACCAAAGGUAAGUAAGCCUUCAGCAUUGAAUCGGAGAUCUACACGAGGUUUAGAGGGCCGAAGCGGUGGCGGGUUCCAGGCCGUGUUGAGGCGGCAUGGGGUAUGUCGCGUGAGCGAGCGGUUCUACCGGCGGAACGUGCGUGUGAUAACGCAGUGCCGGCCGGCGCGCCUGCGCCUGGAGCGCUUGCGGCGCGGUGGCGCGCGGGUCAGCCUGCGCGGGAUCGACGAGGUGCGCCGCAUGAACCGCGGAGUGCUCACAGCGGAGGUGGCGCCGAUAGUGGCCGCCGCUGACACUCCGGCCGCGCCCCACUUGAGACAGUGCUUGGAGGAACAAAACGGGCAAUUACUUGUGGAGAUGAACCCAAGAGCGCGUCGGGAGAAGUCGUCGAGUGAUGAGGACAACGAGGUCCAGGAGAAACAUGGCGAGGAGUUUACAUAUCUGGAUGACCAUAUAAACAAAAUACUGCAGGCUGUGGAAAAGAAUCCAAUAGAAAAAAGAAAAUCUACAGUAGACAGUAAAAUUGACAUUAAGAAACGUAAGAUAAACAGAAAAGCGAAACGCCCGGAAAUUAUCUCGUCUGAUGAUGAAGUAUCCGAGGAAUUCGAUUACGAGGAGUGGACACGACAGAGAAACAUAGGGCUGCAAUACUUUAAUUUGCCCCAUACGACACAUAAAGCGAAAGAUACUCCUAAAGCGGACAGCAAUGAUAGAAUCGGUGGCAGAAGUUUAGAAGAAAACUCUAUCCAAACACCAACAGACGCGCAAAUACAACCGAUUGAAAACAUAGAAGUACUUACAGGCCCUAGUGAAAUUCCUAUGCAGCUUGUGAAUUCCGUAAAAACAGCUAACACUGACAGUAAAUUUGCUUGUAAAAUCAAAGUAGUUUUCAAACCAACUAAUGACCACAAAAGUGACCGCCUUGUUGAAAAAAAUGAUCCAAAAAUUAUAAAUAUCGAUGAUUCUGAUGAUGAAGCCAGUCGUGACGAUGUUAAGGUCCUUGGUCAAGGUGAAGAGAAUCGAGCUUCUUGUCAAAUUUCAAAUAAAGCUAGUGACACUGAUCCAAAUAAUAUAAACAUUUUAAACAAUUUCUAUGUAUCACAAGAAAUAAAACCAUCACUAGUUAUUGAUGGAAGUAGACUCGGUACUGUCGAAAUUGGCCAGCAAAGGUACUUGCGUAUCGCUCCGAAAAUACCUCAACAAAGUUGCCACCAAGCCAAGGUUAAUUUGCCCAUAUGCCCGGAGAUAUUAAGUCAGAGAUGCCAAGAUGAGGUUAAUGUGCCUAUACCCCUCGAGAUAUCACAAAAAAGGUUACAGGCUGAUGUUAAUGAGCCUGAAACUCCGGAGAUAUCACAACAAAGGUUACAGGCUGAUGUUAAUGUGCCUGAAACUCCGGAGAUAUCACAGCAAAGGUUACAGGCUGAUGUGAAUGUGCCCGAAACCCCGGAGAUAUCACAGCAAAAUAUACAAGCUGAUGCUAAUGUGCCCGAAACCCCGGAGAGCUCACAACAAAGUGGCCAGGAUGAAGCUCAAGUUAGUAAAUUUAAUGAGAUGGAUACAGUAGAGAUUAGUGAUGACGAACCCGAUGACACAGCGUUCGGCAACUAUGCAGAUACAGUGACUUUUGAAUCAGACGUCAUCACCACGAACACUCGACUGCUGUCUCUCGACCACGUCACUCGGGAGAACUACCUUCAGACCUCUCCGAACCCGUCGGCGCCCCUGCUCCGGCUGGACUCGUCGCGGCCGCUGUGGGUGGCCUGCUCCGACUUCUUGAUACUGACCACUUGCCGUCUAGACUGCGACUUGCCCACUUACUGGACCAGCGUCCACGGGCCCGACUUCAAUGCCUCCUCGCGUGUCCUGUUCGGCAACGAGGAUCUGUUCCCGAGCUUGACGAGACCCAGGAGGCCGUCCUUCGUGGACCUCACCCGGCAGGAGGUGUUGGACGACGCAGACUGGUUCGACGCCCAGUCCGAGGGUGACGAGCCCCGCGCGCGGCUCACUGUCAAGACCACGGAGCAGCUCAACCAGAACCUGGAGGAGCAGCAAUGUGACAGCCGGCGCGGUCGCAAGCCCGGCAAUAGUGGGAACGGCAACAUUUACAAGAUGGUGUCUGAGUCACCGCCCAUCUACGCGCUGGUACUUAGUAUUAUCCAAGAGGUGAACACAUUCAAGAAGUUAAUCGAUAAGAAGAAACAAUUGUACUUCUUCUCGAUGACGAACGGCACGCUGUCAUUGCUCUUGAAGACGGAGGACGUGGAGGCUGGCCACGCAGACGUGAGCCUGCCACCGUCCCUUGCGCCGACUACUGUGACGACUGCGCAGAAUGUGGCUGCGACGACCUCUUCGGACGCUUGGAACAAUACCUCCACUGCACAGGCUGACCUUGAAAUCAUUCCUAAUAUGAAAUUCAGAAUUAUUCCACUUAGCCCUAAUUAUGACUUUAAAACAAACCCAACGGAAAAUAAUGUUUUGGGCACGUGUAUUAAUGCUAAUGUUGAGCAAAUUAACGAACCACUGCAAAAUAUUCAGCAACAACGACAACAACAGAAAAUUGAACCGCGGCAAGAACAAAAACAACAACCACAACAACAGAAUAUUGAACCGAGGCAACCACAUCCACAACAACAGAAAAUUGAACCGCGGCAACAACAACCACUACAACAGAAAGUUGAACCGCAGCAACAACAACAGCAACUACAACAACUGAAAAUUGAACCGCGUCAACAACAACCACUACAACAGAAAGUUGAACCGCAGCAACAACAACAGCAACUACAACAACUGAAAAUUGAACCGCGGCAACAACAACAGAAAAUUGACUUGUGUCAAGAACAAAAACAACCAGAACAACAAAAAUUGGUACCGCACCAAGUACAAAAACAAAAACCACAACAACAGAAAAUUGAGCCGUGGCAAGAACUUCAUACAAAUGAAGCGCGGCAGCAACAACAACAACGCCCACUGGUAAUUGUAUCGACGCAUCAACAAUUACAACAACAGAAAAUUGAACCGCGGCAACAUCGACAGCAACUACAACAACAUAAAAAUGAAUCGCAGAAACAACAACCACAACAACAGAUAAUUGAACCGCGGCAGCAACAACAACAACCACAACAGAAAAAUGUUCUGCGGAUACAACAACAACAACCACAACAAGAGAAUAUUGAACUGACGCAACAACAACAAAAAACACAAGAACAGAAAAUUGAAUUGCAGCAACAACACACACAACAGCAGAAAAUUGAACCGGUACAGCAACAACAACAACCACAACAGAAAACUGUACUGCGGAUACAACAACAACAACCACAUCAACAGAAUAUUGAACCGAAACAACAAUACCAGCAAAUACAACAACAUAAAAUGAAACUGCAACAACAAGCACCACAACAGCAGAAAAUUGAACCGUUACAGCAACAACAACAACCACAACAGAAAAUUGUACUGCGGAUACAACAAAAACAUCCACAACAACAGAAUAUUGAACCGAAGCAACAACACCAGCAACUACAACAACAUAAAAUUGAACUGCAACAACAACCACCACAUCAGCAGAAAAUUGAACCGAAGCAACAACACCAGCAAAUACAACAACAGAAAAUUGAACCGCAGCAACAACAACCACAACAGCACAAAAUCGAACCGGGGCAGCAACAACAACAAAGACAACAGAAAAUUGUACCAAGGCUUCAACAACAACCACAACAGAAAAUUGUACUGCGGAUACUACAACAACCACAUAAACAGAAUAUUGAACCGAAGCAACAACAACAGCAAAUACAAGAACGCCAAAUUGAACCGCAUCAACAACAACCACAACAGCAGAAAAUUGAACCGCGGCAUCAACAACAACAACCACAGUUAAUGAAAAUUGAGCCGCAACAACAAUUUCAGAAAAUUGAACCGCGGCUUCAACGACCACAGAUAAUUGUACCGGGACAUCAUCAACAACAACCACAGCAGAAAAUGGUAUCGCGGCAACAUCAACUACCACCACAACAACAGAAAAUUGAACCGCGGCAGCAGCAACAUCAACCACAACAGAAAAUUGCACCGCGGCAACAACAACAAUCACAACAACAGAUAAUUGAACCGCGGCGACAACAACAACAACCACAACAACAGAAAAUUGAUCCACGGCAGCAACAACAACAACAAAAACCACAACAACAGGUAAUUGAACCGCGGCAACAACAACAACAACCACAACAACAGAAAAUUGAUCCACGGCUGCAGCAACAACAACAACAACCACAACAACUGAAAAUUGAUCCACGGCAGCAGCAACAGCAACAACAACCACAACAACUGAAAAUUGAACAGCGGCAACAACAACAUCAACCACAAAAGAAAAUUGCACCGCGGCAACAACAUCAACUACAACUACAGAUAAUUGAACCGCGGCAACAUCAACUACCACCACAACAACAAAAAAUUGAACCGCGGCAGCAACAACAUCAACCACAACAGAAAAUUGCACCGCGGCAACAAGAACAACCACAACAACAGAUAAUUGAACCGUGGCAACAACAUCAACAACAACAGAAAAUUGAACAGCGGCAACAACAAAAGCAACCAGAACAACAGAAAGUUGAACCGCGACAACAAGAACAACAACGGAGGCCACUACCAGCACUGAGACAACUACAACCUCUGAGACAGCUACGACCACAGAAGCAGCUACAAUCACUGAGGCAGAUACGACGGCAGAGGCAGCUACAACAAAAUACGUCUGGCGUAGUGGGGCUGUCGUAUAAGGUGCAGAGUGGUGACCGCGGAGGCGAGGGCAUGCCCAGCGUGUUGCGGAACAUCCUACACUGUACGGAGGAGCAACAGAAGGGAUCGUCGCCGCCCUGGGUCAAGCACGCUCAGAACAUGCCGCACACAAUCAACGUGCAGCAGGCGGCUGCACCCGCGCCGCACCCGCUCGCCUCCGUGCAGAUCUCCAACGUGCAGCACGUGGCCAGCAUGGACGCGUUGCCACCGACGCCCGCGCAGCCCGGCCUGCUCAUCACGCAGCAGAACCUGGCGGAGCUGCUCCAAAAGGUGCAGUACACGCCCGCCAACGUGUUGCUCACCCAGACCACCAUCACCCAGCUGCUGGUGGGCGAGACGCCCGCGACCCACCCCACUGUCGUCCAAGUACAACAAAACUACGGGCACUAUCCAUAGCUGACUCCGAUAUACACUGACACUCCGUAUAUUAUUACUAAUAUCCGGACGACCAAGCCCUGCUCGAAUUUUUAAGAACCUUGAACAAAAAAAAAACUAAUAGUACAUCUGGAUUCGAACCGGGGUCUGCUGCUUUCCAGAUCACAUAAUGUCCCAUCUGAGCUAUAGUCUUGUAUAUAUUGGCGAAAUUUACCUUUGUAUUCUGAUUUUAGCAGUUUCUCAUUAAAACAGGGAUAAAACUUCAUUUUUUAAAAUGGAAACUAGGUAGCUAAAUCGAUUUCUCGCCCCUGAAACUACCUGUACACAAAAUUUAAUUAAAAUUCCUGGAGCCGUUUCCGAGUGUCAGAUUAUAUACAAGAUAUACAAGAAUUGCUCCUUUAAAGAUAUAAGAUAUUGUUACUGAAUGAAAUAAAUAAAAUAUUAACUUUGACAAACUACUCGGAAGAUAAAAAUGAGUCACAUUUUUAUCUUCUUCUUCUUCUUCCUCGACUCUAUUCUUGCUUCUUCUUAAAUUUUGCUAUUUUAAUUUGUUGCGAUGUGUAUCGUUAUAUUAUGUAUUUUAAAUGUAAUAAAGUAAUGUUAAUAACUUUACAUUUUUAGGUUUUAGAAGUUUUAUUGAGAUAUUUUUUUCACUGUUAUUUUAAACAGCAAUAGUUUAUUAAAACAGUUGAAUCAACUUUAUUUUGUGUUGCCCAACAGAGUAAAUUCAUCUGGCAGAACGACCACCUUGCUUUACUUUGAAUCAAAUUUCCUAUCAAUUUAAAUCUAUGCUUUAAGACCGAAUUUUAAUGCAAAAUGUUUAUCACAAUGAUUUAACGCGUGACUAAAAGUUUGUCUUUCUUCUAUACCAAAGAUGUAAGUGUAAUGAAAAUUUAUAAGGUAUAAAUAAGAAAAAUCGUGUAUGAAUCAAAACACUGUAUUAGGGUAAAAACUAAACAAGUUUAACUAAGUUAAACAGUAUCUCGCGGCUAAUAGCCGCGUGCGCGCGUGUCUCCAGGGAGUCUACCAACAAACAAUUAAAACUUUUCAAAGAUCGGGCUCUAUUCCACUAACAGUCACUAUAUGACCUCGAUAGGUUACCUUUCUCCCUGGCAAAUACACAUAUUAUGUCAUGAAUUUACCGAAGAUGGAAUGCCGUAGACGGUCGAACACCUGUGUCUGCAGUACUUUUAGUUAUCUUCGUCCCAUAUUGGAACACACUUGCUCUCGUGACCGCAAACUCGCAAGUUCGUACCCUAGUCUUUGACCGUUGUAGAACCGACAUUAAAUGUAUUCUUCAAAAUUAUCUUACCUUUAAUCGCACAACACAUUGUUAUAUUUGUUUAGGAUACACUUGUUUUAUAUGGCAUCAACCCUAACAUAACCCACCAAAUAUUUAGACAUGGCUUGUUUAGUGAGAUGAGAAAUUUAGUUAACUAUUGUUAUUUAUUUGAAAAUUCAAACAUUAAAUAACUCUUAUGGUCUCGUGAUACGAAAAUAAGUUUUUUUUACUAAUCAUGUCUGUGAAACAAGUUCGCUGCAGUACUUGUCAUAAUAAUCAACUUGUUUCAAAUGAAUGUUAUAUUCUGUCUCAACAGUUCUACAAUAGCAUUUGUAAAUAUUAUGUAGUACCCAUUCGUGUUGUAUGUAGGUACCUAGGUGUAACGUAUAAAACUCCUCUGCAAAAGGUAUAUUCUGUAGUGCAAAGAACCAUGUGAGUGAAUGAUAUGGCUGUUCUUGUGAAAUAUUCUUAUUAUUUCUCGUUAUUUAUAAAUUUUCGAUUAGGUACAUUGUGCAACUGUUGAUGUAAUUUGUUUCAUUUUAAACACGGUUAAUGAAUCUAUAUAAAAGAUUAGGUACUUUAAGUAUUGUGAUUACUUUUAUCGUGUAUUGUUAAAAUAAUAAGUUAAAAUAAGGAUAAAUUUGUGUGUACUAUCAGAUAUUAAAUAAUUAUAACAA